AUGAUCGAAACGGUGUUUACGAGCCAAACUCUUAUGGGAUUAAUCUCCGACAAAGAAUCCUUCGAAUCCAUCACCGACGACUAUUUUCAGAUGCUAGAUCUGGAUAAAGACGGGAUGCUGUCGCCGUCGGAGCUCCGGCAAGGGUUGAACCGUGUGGUGGCGGUGGAGUCUGAAGUGGCGUCGGGAGAAGAGACAGAUCAUGUCUACAAUGCGAUUUUCGAGAGAUUCGGCGAAAAAUUGGUCCCGGAACAAUUUAGGGAUUUGAUGGCCGAGAUUCUGACGGCGAUGGCUAGAGCAUUCGGAAACUCGCCGGUAAUCAUGGUGGUGCAUAACGAUGGCUUGAUCAUGAAAGCUGUUCAACACGAAUCCAAACAAGGCAAGUGA
This is a messenger RNA of Arabis nemorensis, 384 nucleotides long. The record is from the annotation of a GenBank genome assembly. Lineage: Eukaryota; Viridiplantae; Streptophyta; Magnoliopsida; Brassicales; Brassicaceae.